This is a messenger RNA of Mustela lutreola (European mink), 14010 nucleotides long. It is a transcript of the gene MUC5B, whose product is annotated as mucin 5B, oligomeric mucus/gel-forming. Gene Ontology annotation, cellular component: extracellular matrix. The transcript is spliced from 50 exons. Gene Ontology annotation, molecular function: protein binding. The record is from RefSeq and is a predicted model, not a curated record. Bases 54 to 13394 code for a protein of 4446 amino acids. Lineage: Eukaryota; Metazoa; Chordata; Mammalia; Carnivora; Mustelidae.
ACUGGGGCCCACUCCCUCCCGGCCACCAGCCCGCCGCCGUGCCAGCCCCCAGGAUGGGUGCCCUGAACGGGUGCCUGGUGCUGGCCUGGGUCCUGGCGGCCCUGCUUUUGGUACAGGAGACAGAGACCCAGAGCAGCGUGGAGCCCAGCCAGCCAAGCAGAGAGGCCGCAGAGCACAGCCGGAGGGUGGACGUCGCCUGGAGCAUGACCGUCAUUCCGCCUGUCUCUGUCUUGCCCACCAUGAGCUCCCGGAACCCCGCGCACAACGGGCGUGUCUGCAGCACCUGGGGCGACUUCCACUACAAGACCUUUGACGGCGACAUCUUCCGCUUCCCCGGCCGGUGCAACUACGUCCUGUCCGCGCACUGCGGUGCCGCGUACGAGGACUUCAACGUGCAGCUGCGCCGCGGCCUGGCCGGCUCCAGGCCCACCAUCACCCACGUCGUCCUCAAGACCCAGGGGCUGGUGCUGGAGGCCUCCAACGGCUCCGUCCUCAUCAACGGGCGGCGAGAGGAGCUGCCCUACAGCCGUGCAGGCCUGCUGGUGGAGCAGAGCAGCGUCUACGUCAAGGUCACUGUCCGGCUGCUGCUGACCUUCCUGUGGAACAGAGAGGACAGUGCCCUGCUGGAGCUGGACCCCAAGUACGCCAACCAGACAUGUGGUCUGUGCGGGGACUUCAACGGGCUCCCGGCUGUCAACGAGUUCUACUCCCUUAACGCUAGGCUGACCCCGCUGCAGUUCGGGAACCUACAGAAGCUGGACGGGCCCACAGAGCAGUGCCAGGACCCCCCGUCUUCCCCGGCCAGCAACUGCACAGACGUGGAGGGCGUCUGCCGCCGCACCCUGCUCGGCCCGGCCUUUGCGGAGUGCAACAAGCUGGUGGACCCGACUGCGUAUGUGGCCGCCUGUACCCAGGACCUGUGCCGGUGCCCCUCCUGCCCAUGUGCCACCUUCGCAGAGUACUCUCGCCAGUGCGCCCAUGCGGGGGGGCAGCCCCAGGACUGGAGGGGCCCCGACCUCUGCCCCCAGACCUGCCCCCCCAGCAUGCGGCACCAGGAGUGCGGCUCGCCCUGCGCCGACACCUGCUCCAACCCCCAGCGCUCCCAGCUCUGCGAGGACCACUGUGUGGACGGCUGCUUCUGCCCCCCAGGCACGGUGCUGGAUGAUGCCACCCACCAGGGCUGUCUGCCCCUGCAGCAGUGCCCCUGCACACACGGGGGCCGCACGUACGCCCCGGGAGCCUCCUUCACCAGCAGCUGCCGUGCCUGCACCUGCUCCGGGGGGCUGUGGCAGUGCCAGGACCUUCCGUGCCCCGGCACCUGCUCCGUCCAGGGUGGGUCCCACAUCUCCACCUACGACCAGAGGCUCUACGACGUGCACGGGGACUGCAGCUACGUCCUGUCCAAGACGUGUGCAGGGAGCAGCUUCAGCGUGCUGGCCGAGCUGCGCAGGUGCGGCCUGACGGACAACGAGAACUGCCUCAAAUCGGUGGCGCUCAGCGUGAACGGCGGGGACACGGUCAUCCAGAUCCAGGCCAAUGGCGGGGUGUUCGUGAACUCCAUCUACACCCAGCUGCCCGUGUCUGCAGCCAACAUCACGGUCUUCCGGCCCACGUCCUUCUUCAUCCUGGUGCACACGGGCCUCGGGCUGCAGCUGCGGGUCCAGAUGGUCCCGAUCAUGCAGGUGUUUCUCCAGCUGGACCCGUCCUACCACGGGCGGACGUGCGGCCUGUGCGGGAACUUCAACCAGAACCAGGCCGACGACUUCCGGACCCUCAGCGGCGUGGUGGAGGGCACGGCUGCCGCCUUUGCCAACACCUGGAAGACCCAGGCCUCCUGCCCCAACGUCAAGAACAGCUUCGAGGACCCCUGCUCCCUCAGCGUGGAGAAUGAGAACUACGCCCAGCACUGGUGUUCCCUGCUCACCGACCCGGCAGGAGCCUUCUCCCGCUGCCACUCUGUCCUCAACCCCGCGCCCUUCCACUCGAACUGCAUGUUCGACACGUGUAACUGCGAGAAGAGCGAAGACUGCCUGUGCGCCGCCCUGUCCUCCUACGUGCACGCCUGCGCGGCCCAGGGGGUGCUGCUCCGCGGCUGGAGGGACGGCGUGUGCGCCAAGUAUGUGAGCAGCUGCCCCCAGUCCCAGAACUACAGCUACGUGGUGGACGGCUGCCAGCCCACCUGCCGCGCCCGGAGCCAGGUCGACGUCACCUGCAGCGUCCCCUUCCUGCCGGUGGACGGCUGCGUCUGCCCCGCGGGCACCUUCCUGGAUGACUCGGGCGCCUGCGUGUCGGCCGAUGCCUGUCCCUGCUACUUCCAUGGCUCCGUGCUGGCCCCAGGGGAGGUGGUGCAUGACGAUGGUGUGGUAUGCUCGUGUGUGGCCGGGAGGCUGAGCUGCCUGGGAGCGGCGGAGCAGCGGAGCUCAGGGUGUGUGGCCCCCAUGGUGUACCUGGACUGCAGCAACGCCUCGGCGGGCGCGCCCGGGGCCGAGUGCCUCAGGAGCUGCCACACGCUGGACGUGGACUGUUUCAGCACCCACUGUGUGUCCGGAUGCGUCUGCCCCCUGGGGCUGGUGUCGGAUGGCAGCGGGGGCUGUGUGGCCGAGGAGGACUGUCCCUGCCUGCACAACGAGGCUGUCUACAAGCCGGGGGACACCAUCCGGGUGGACUGUAACACCUGCACGUGCAGGAACCGCCGGUGGGUAUGCGGCCACGAGCCCUGCCUGGGCACCUGCGUGGCCUAUGGGGACGGUCACUUCAUCACCUUCGACGGGGAGCGCUAUGGCUUCGAGGGGACCUGCGAGUACACGCUGGUCCAGGACUACUGUGGGAGCAACGGCACGACCAACGGGACCUUCCGCGUCGUCACCGAGAACGUCCCCUGCGGGACCACGGGCGUUACCUGCUCUAAGGCCAUCAAGCUCUUCCUGGAGAGCUACGAGCUGGUCCUGCAGGACGGCGGCUACAGGGUGGUGCAGUGGGGGCCAGGCGGAGAGCCGCCCUACAAGGUCCGGUACACAGGCAACUACCUCACCGUGGAGACCCGCGGCGGCCUCGUGCUGUCCUGGGACCGGAGGACAAGCGUGUUCGUGCGGCUGACGCAGGACUACAAGGGCCGCGUCUGCGGGCUGUGCGGGAACUUCGACGACAACGCCAUCAACGACUUCACCACGCGCGGCCAGUCCGUGGUGGGCAGCGCCCUGGAGUUCGGCAACAGCUGGAAGUUCUCCCCGGCCUGCCCCGACGCCCCGGCCCCCCGCGACCCCUGCGCCGCCAACCCGUACCGCAAGUCCUGGGCCCAGAAGCAGUGCAGCAUCAUCAACAGCGCGACCUUCGCCGCCUGCCACCCUCAGGUGGACCCCGCCAAGUACUACGAGGCCUGCGUGGGCGACGCGUGCGCCUGCGACUCAGGAGGCGACUGUGAGUGUUUCUGCACGGCCGUGGCCGCCUACGCGCAGGCCUGCCGCGACGUGGGCGUGUGCGUGUCCUGGCGCACCCCGGACACCUGCCCCCUGUUCUGUGACUACUACAACCCCGAGGGCCAGUGCGAGUGGCACUACCAGCCGUGCGGGGCGCCCUGCAUGAGGACGUGCCGGAACCCGGGCGGCCGCUGUCUGCACGACCUGCCGGGCCUGGAAGGCUGCUACCCGAGGUGCCCGCCCAGCGAGCCGUUCUUCAGCGAGGACCAGAUGAAGUGCGUGGCCCAGUGUGGCUGCUAUGACGAGGACGGGAACUACCACGACGUGGGCGCCAGGGUCCCCACGGCAGAGAACUGCCAGAGCUGCGAGUGCACAGCCGGCGGCCUCCGGUGCGCACACAGCCUCACAGCCUGCACCUGCGUCUACGAGGGCAGGACCUACCACUACGAGGACGUCAUCUACAACACGACCGACGGGCUCGGCGCCUGCUUGUUGGCCAUCUGCGGACAGAACGGAACCAUCCUCCGGCGGGCUGUGGAAUGUCCCGGAACCCCGUCCACAACCCCUUUCACCUUCACCACCACCACGGUCCUGCUCUCCACGCCAGGCUCAGUUCCCACCGUCACCACCGUGUGUGUGCGCGAGUUCUGCCUCUGGUCCGACUGGUAUGACAGCGGCCCCCCGGAGCCCGGCAUGGCGGGCGGAGACUUCGAGACGUUUGUGAACCUCAGGCAGAAGGGCUACGAGGUGUGCCUGGCCCCGGUGAGCGUUGAGUGCCGGGCACGGCGACUCCCUGACACCCCACUACUGCAGCUGGGCCAGAAGGUGGAGUGCAAUGUGGCCUGGGGGCUGACCUGCUUCAACAGCGAGCAGAGCCCCCCGCUCUGCCAUGACUACGAGCUGCGGGUCCUCUGCUGCAGCUACCUGCCCUGUGGCUCCUCCCCCGGGGCCACGACCACAGCCCUCGGCACCACCACCUCCCCCGGGGCCACGACCACGGCCCUCGGCACCACCACCUCCCCCGGGGCCACGACCACGGCCCUCAGCACCACCACCUACCCUGCGGCCACGACCACGGCCCUCGGCACCACCACCUCCCCCCGAGCCGCCAGCUGGCAGCCACUGGCCAGGUCCACCCCUGCCACGGAGACCCCGCCGGCAGAGACGACCAUGACAGGGACCUGGGCGUCGAGCAGCUCCCCAGCCUUGGCCACCACCUCCUGCCAGCCCCGAUGUCAGUGGACGGAGUGGUUCGAUGUGGACUACCCCAAGUCUGAGGAGGCCGGGGGGGACGUUGAGUCGUACGACAAGAUCAGGAGCACAGGAGGGGCCAUUUGCGAGCAGCCUGUGGACAUCGAGUGCCAGGCCGAGAACUUCCCCGGCAGGAGCGCUGAGGAGCUUGGCCAGCGCGUGCACUGCGAUGUCGAUUUUGGCCUGGUGUGCAGGAACGAAGAGCAGGUAGGCCUGUUCAAGAUGUGCUACAACUACAGAAUCCGCGUGCUGUGCUGCCGCCAAGACCAGUGCGCGGGGCCCACCCCCGGGACACAGACACUGGCCACUGCGCAGACCACAGGCGGCCCCUCCAGGGAGACCCCACAAACACACACGACAGGCACUGUCCCCGCCGGCCCCCCGUCCAGCCCACGCACAGAGCCGCGCACGACCGCAGCAAGAAUGUCGCUGGGAACCCUGGGAACGGCCACGACGGCCGCCACCCCCAGCCAGAGCACGGCUGGCUGUCAGCCCCAGUGUGAGUGGACAGACUGGUUUGACGUAGACUUCCCAACCUCAGGAGUAGAGGGCGGGGACUUGGAAACCUUGGACAACAUCAGGGCUGCGGGGGGCACGCUGUGCGAGGAACCCCAGAAGAUUGAGUGCCGUGCAGAGAACUACCCCGAGGUCAGCAUUGACCAGAUCGGACAGGUGCUCAGCUGUGAUCUGCACACGGGGCUGGUCUGCAAGAAUCAGGACCAGAAGGGGCCUUUCAACAUGUGCUUCAACUACAAUAUCCGUGUGCUCUGCUGUCGCCCGAGCCUGCACUGCCCCAGCACCCCCACCCCUGGGGGCUCCACAUCUCUGGGGAAAGAAGCCACAACCAGAGCAUCCACCCAGACCCAUGUCUCCUCCCCUGGGACCAGCCAGGGGGUCCCUGUCUCCACCACCCAGACCCUUCCUUCCCCUGCCAGGACCACAGAGAGGGUCUCCAGCCCCGGUCCCUCUGCCUCCCCGGGGACCCCGACCAUAACCACCACCAAGCCCACCUCACCCCGUGCACCCACCACGGUCCCCGAGGUGACCUCCAGACCGUGGACCUCCCCCGGGUCCCCGCCCAGCACGGCCACCUUCGGGACCACGCUGCUCUCCACGCCCCCGCUGCUCAGCUCGGCCACGCACGGCCCGGCCGCCUCGUCCUCCACGGGCUGCAGCCCACGGUGCAUGUGGACAGACUGGUUCGACGUGGACUACCCCACGCCGGGCCUGGAUGGUGGGGACUUCGAGACAUUCUCAGUUCUCCGCUCAGCGGGCCACGACUUCUGCCAGCGCCCUCAGGACAUCCAGUGCCGCUCGGAAAGGGCGCCGCACGCGCGUCUGGAGGACCUGGGGCAGGUGGUGCAGUGCGACGUGAGCUUCGGGCUGGUGUGUCGCAACCGGGAGCAGCCGGGACCCCUGCGCUACUGUGACAAUUACCACGUGCGCCUGCUCUGCUGUGAGGACGACGGCCGCUGCCCCAGCCCCACCGCCCCCGAGCCCACCACGCCCUCCCGGGGGACGCCUGUGCCGGAGACCACCAGCUCUCCGCCCGGCACCACCGUGGGCCUCUCCCCGGCCGCCUCCAGGGCCACAGUGCCCACGGGCAAGACCGAGACAUCCCCACCUGUGACCUCCAGCCACACACAGACCCCCACCUCCCCCAUGGCCAAGUCCACGGCCUGUGAGCCCCGCUGUGCCUGGACAGACUGGCUGGACGAGAGCUACCCGGCGCCGGGGGCCUCCGGUGGGGACUUCGAGACCUACGCCAACCUCCGGGCCACGGGCAAAGCCAUCUGCCAGCAGCCGCGGGCACUGCAGUGCCGGGCGGAGGCGCAGCCAGAGACACCACUGGAGGAGCUGGGCCAGGUGGUUCGGUGUGGCCUGGAGGAUGGCCUGGUGUGCCGCAACCAGGACCAGGCCGGCCCGUUCCACAUGUGCCUCAACUACCAGGUGCGCGUGCUCUGCUGUGAGGGCGACGGCCACUGCACCAGCACCCUGGCCACCACGGCCCUCAGCUCGCGGGGCGCCGGCCCGGGUCCGACCCCCGUGCUGCCCACAAGCACCAUGGUCCCCAGUCCUCCAGUCCCCAGCACCGGCCGGACCACGAACACCGCCACGUGCCGGCCCACCUGCCGCUGGACCGACUGGCUGGACAGUGAUCAGCCCCGGGCCGGCCGCUACGGGGGUGACAUUGAGACCUACUACCACAUCCGGGACGCAGGCGGUCAGCUCUGUGCGGAGCCCGAGGCCAUCGAGUGCCAGGCUGUGCUCUACCCAGAUGUGCCCUGGGAGCAGCUGGGUCAGGAUGUGCGUUGUGACGUGAACUACGGACUCAUCUGCAGGAACAACUGGCAGACAGGAGGCCGCACCUGCCUCAACUACCGCGUGCGGGUGCUGUGCUGCGAUGGCCCCGGCCACUGCGCCACACAGCCCAGCACGGAGCCGGCCGCCGCCAGCAGCUCCAGCACACGACCAACUUCUUCAGGGGUCACUAGGCUGCAGACAACGGCAACCCUCCCGUCUUCCCCGGAGACCACGCUGGGUGGUGCCACCUCCCAGGCUGGCCCGUCUUCCCCUGGGACCACCCGUGGGGUUCCUGUCCCCACCACCCAUAUCCUUCCUUCCUCCCUGAGGACCACCCAGACAGGCCCGUCUUCCCCUGGGACCACCCUUGAGGUCCCUGUCUCUACCACCAGCACCAGCAUAGGCAAAACGUCAUCGGGAGGCAUUAGGCUGGGGACCACGACCACCCACCCCACCUCCCCUGAGACCACACAGAGAUACACUGUCUCCACCACCCAGAUCUCUCCUGCCUCCCCCAGGACCACCCAGAUGGGACCCUCUUCCGCUGGGACCACCCAGGGGGUUCCUGUCUCCACCACCCAGAUCUCUCCUGCCUCCUCCAGGACCACCCACACAGGACCCUCUUCACCUGGGACCACCCAUGGGGUCCCUGUCUCUACCACCAGCACCAGCAUAGGCCAAACGUCAUCGGGAGGCAUUAGGCUGGGGACCACGACCACCCGCCCCACCUCCCCUGAGACCACACAGAGAUACACUGUCUCCACCACCCAGAUCUCUCCUGCCUCCCCCAGGACCACCCAGAUGGGACCCUCUUCCGCGGGGACCACCCAGGGGGUUCCUGUCUCCACCACCCAGAUCUCUCCUGCCUCCUCCAGGACCACCCAGACAGGAGCUUCUUCCCCUGGGACCACCCAUGGGGUUCCUGUCUCCACCACCCAGAUCUCUCCUGCUUCCCCCAGGACCACCCAGGCGGGACUCUCUUCCCCUGGGACCACUCAGGGGGUUCCUGUCUCCACCACCCAGAUCUCUCCUUCCUCCCCCAGGACCACCCAGAUGGGACCCUCCUCCCCUGGGACCACCCAUGGGGUCCCUGUCUCUACCACCAGCACCAGCAUAGGCCAAACGUCAUUGGGAGGCAUUAGGCUGGGGACCACGACCACCCGCCCCACCUCCCCUGAGACCACACAGAGAUACACUGUCUCCACCACCCAGAUCUCUCCUGCUUCCCCCAGGACCACCCAGGCGGGACUCUCUUCCCCUGGGACCACCCAGGGGGUUCCUGUCUCCACCACCCAGAUCUCUCCUUCCUCCCCCAGGACCACCCAGAUGGGACCCUCCUCCCCUGGGACCACCCAUGGGGUCCCUGUCUCUACCACCAGCACCAGCAUAGGCCAAACGUCAUUGGGAGGCAUUAGGCUGGGGACCACGACCACCCGCCCCACCUCCCCUGAGACCACACAGAGAUACACUGUCUCCACCACCCAGAUCUCUCCUGCCUCCUCCAGGACCACCCAGAUGGGACCCUCUUCCGCUGGGACCACCCAUGGGGUUCCUGUCUCCACCACCCAGAUCUCUCCUGCUUCCCCCAGGACCACCCAGGCGGGACUCUCUUCCCCUGGGACCACUCAGGGGGUUCCUGUCUCCACCACCCAGAUCUCUCCUUCCUCCCCCAGGACCACCCAGAUGGGACCCUCCUCCCCUGGGACCACCCAUGGGGUCCCUGUCUCUACCACCAGCACCAGCAUAGGCCAAACGUCAUUGGGAGGCAUUAGGCUGGGGACCACGACCACCCGCCCCACCUCCCCUGAGACCACACAGAGAUACACUGUCUCCACCACCCAGAUCUCUCCUGCUUCCCCCAGGACCACCCAGGCGGGACUCUCUUCCCCUGGGACCACCCAGGGGGUUCCUGUCUCCACCACCCAGAUCUCUCCUUCCUCCCCCAGGACCACCCAGAUGGGACCCUCCUCCCCUGGGACCACCCAUGGGGUCCCUGUCUCUACCACCAGCACCAGCAUAGGCCAAACGUCAUUGGGAGGCAUUAGGCUGGGGACCACGACCACCCGCCCCACCUCCCCUGAGACCACACAGAGAUACACUGUCUCCACCACCCAGAUCUCUCCUGCCUCCCCCAGGACCACCCAGAUGGGACCCUCUUCCGCUGGGACCACCCAUGGGCUUCCUGUCUCCACCACCCAGAUCUCUCCUGCCUCCCCCAGGACCACCCAGAUGGGACCCUCUUCCGCUGGGACCACCCAGGGGGUUCCUGUCUCCACCACUCAGAUCUCUCCUGCCUCCUCCAGGACCACCCAGACAGGACCCUCUUCACCUGGGACCACCCAUGGGGUCCCUGUCUCUACCACCAGCACCAGCAUAGGCCAAACGUCCUUGGGAGUCAUUAGGCUGGGGACCACGACCACCCGCCCCACCUCCCCUGAGACCACACAGAGAUACACUGUCUCCACCACCCAGAUCUCUCCUGCCUCCUCCAGGACCACCCAGAUGGGACCCUCUUCCGCUGGGACCACCCAUGGGCUUCCUGUCUCCACCACCCAGAUCUCUCCUGCCUCCCCCAGGACCACCCAGAUGGGACCCUCUUCCGCUGGGACCACCCAGGGGGUUCCUGUCUCCACCACCCAGAUCUCUCCUGCCUCCUCCAGGACCUCCCACACAGGACCUUCUUCACCUGGGACCACCCAUGGGGUCCCUGUCUCUACCACCAGCACCAGCAUAGGCCAAACGUCAUCGGGAGGCAUUAGGCUGGGGACCACGACCACCCGCCCCACCUCCCCUGAAACCACACAGAGAUACACUGUCUCCACCACCCAGAUCUCUCCUGCCUCCCCCAGGACCACCCAGAUGGGACCCUCUUCCGCGGGGACCACCCAGGGGGUUCCUGUCUCCACCACCCAGAUCUCUCCUGCCUCCUCCAGGACCACCCACACAGGACCCUCUUCACCUGGGACCACCCAUGGGGUCCCUGUCUCUACCACCAGCACCAGCAUAGGCCAAACGUCCUUGGGAGGCAUUAGGCUGGGGACCACGACCACCCACCCCACCUCCCCUGAGACCACACAGAGAUACACUGUCUCCACCACCCAGAUCUCUCCUGCCUCCCCCAGGACCACCCAGAUGGGACCCACUUCCCCUGGGACCACGCAUGGGGUCCCUGUCUCCACCACCCAGACCCUUCCUUCCCCUGCCAGGACCACAGAGAGGGUCUCCAGCCCCGGUCCCUCUGCCUCCCCGGGGACCCCGACCAUAACCACCACCAAGCCCACCUCACCCCGUGCACCCACCACGGUCCCCGAGGUGACCUCCAGACCGUGGACCUCCCCCGGGUCCCCGCCCAGCACGGCCACCUUCGGGACCACGCUGCUCUCCACGCCCCCGCUGCUCAGCUCGGCCACGCACGGCCCGGCCGCCUCGUCCUCCACGGGCUGCAGCCCACGGUGCACGUGGACAGACUGGUUUGACGAGGACUACCCCAUCCCAGGCCUGGACGGCGGGGACUUCGAGACCUUCUCGGUUCUCCGCUCAGCGGGCCACGACUUCUGCCAGCGCCCUCAGGACAUCCAGUGCCGCUCGGAAAGGGCGCCGCACGCGCGUCUGGAGGACCUGGGGCAGGUGGUGCAGUGCGACGUGAGCUUCGGGCUGGUGUGUCGCAACCGGGAGCAGCCGGGACCCCUGCGCUACUGUGACAAUUACCACGUGCGCCUGCUCUGCUGUGAGGACGACGGCCGCUGCCCCAGCCCCACCGCCCCCGAGCCCACCACGCCCUCCCAGGGGACGCCUGUGCCGGAGACCACCAGCUCUCCGCCCGGCACCACCGUGGGCCUCUCCACGGCCGCCUCCAGGUCCUCGGCACCCCGCACCUUGCGGCCAGUGACAGUGAGCACCUCGCCCAUGUCCGUCCUCACCACCCCGGGGCCGCCUGUGUCUUCCAGAGGGAACCUCACCACCCGCUGCUUCUGCCGGGCGCUGGGGCAGCUCUUCUCCCCGGGGGACAUCGUGUACAACAAGACGGACGGCGCGGGCUGCUCCUUCUACGCCGUCUGCAGCCAGCACUGUGACAUUGACCGCUUCCAGGAUGCCUGCCCUACGUCCCCGCCCCCGGAGGCCUCCUCGACGCCAGCGGCCUCGCCCUCCCAGCCUCAGGGCUGCGACCUCCUCAUCCCUCCCCGACAGGUGAACGAGUCCUGGACCCUGCCAGACUGCACAGUGGCUCGGUGUGAGGGCCACAACCACGUGGUCCUGCUGGGGCGGAAGCCGGUGGCCAGCAUCCACUGCGUGAACGGACACCCGCCGGUCAGAGUGUCGCAGGACAAUGAGCCAUGUGACUUCCACUUUGAGUGCGAGUGCUCCUGCAGCGGCUGGGGGGGCUCCCACUACACCACCUUCGACGGCACGACCUACUCCUUCGCGGACAACUGCACCCACGUGCUCAUGAAGGAGAUCCGCCCGCGCUACGGGAACCUCAGCAUCUCCAUGAACGGCUACUACUGCGGGGCCGCCGCCGCCGCCGCCCCCUGCCCCCGUGCCCUCAGCGUCCACUACAAGUCCAUGGAGGUCAUCCUCACCACCCACACCGGCGCCCACGGGCAGGAGCAGAGCCUGAUCCUGUUCGACCAAACGCAAGUGGGCUCGGGCUUCAGCAAGAACGGCGUGAGUGUGUCGGUGGCGGGCACGACCGCGAUGACCAUUGACAUCGCCGCGGCUGGUGUGAGCGUCACCUUCGACGGGCAGGUCUUCCACAUCCAGCUGUCCUACAGCCGUUUCAGCCACAACACCGAGGGCCAGUGCGGCACCUGCACCAACAGCCGGACAGACGACUGCCGCCGGCCGGACGGCACCAUGGCCGCCACCUGCCAAGACAUGGCCCACCACUGGCUGGUCCCCGAGAGCGGCCGGGAGGGCUGCUUGGCGCCUACCCGCCCGCCCCCGACGGCAGGGACCUCGCCCUCCGCGCCCACCACGCCCGCCUCGUCCCCAUGCCCCCCCGCGCCCCUCUGCGAGCUGCUGCAGAGCCCGCUCUUUGCGGAGUGCCAUGCCCUCAUCCCCCCGGACCCGUUCGUCAGCUCCUGCGUCAGUGACGGCUGCCAGGCCGACGACCCCCGAGCGCCUUGCCGGAGCCUGGAGGCCUACGCGGCGCUCUGCCGUGCCCGGGGCGUGUGCAGCGACUGGCGGAAUGCCACCAACGGGCUGUGCGACGUCACCUGCCCGCCCGACAAGGUGUACCGGCCGUGUGGCCCUGCACAGCCCGCGUCCUGCGACUCUAGGAGCCAGAGCGGAGGGGGCAAGGGGCUGGCGGAAGGCUGCUUCUGCCCCGACGGGCUCACCCUCUUCAACACGCACACGGAUGUCUGCGUGCGCGCCUGCGCCUGUGUGGGACCCGACGGCUUUCCCAAAUCCCCUGGGGAGCGCUGGGUCAGCAACUGCCAGGCCUGCCUGUGCCACGAGGGCUCCAUGUCAGUACGGUGCGCCCCCGUGCCGUGCGAGCCCCAGGAGCGGCCCCCACAGUGUGGACGGGCUGGCUUCGUGACCGAGACCAGGCCUCUGGCCAACAACUCCUGCUGUCUGGAGACGCUGUGCGUCUGCAACACAACCACGUGUCCCCAGAGCCCACCCAGAUGCAGGCCAGGAGAGGAGCUGAUUCGCACCCAGAAGGACGGUGACUGCUGCCCUACCUUCAUCUGCCGACCUCUGCUGUGUUACUACAACCAAACCGCCUUUGGGAUCGGGGCAACCUUCCCGUCGCUAACUCCCUGCCACACGUGCACCUGCCUGCCUGGGGACAGCCAGGGCCCAACCGUGCAGUGUGAGGAGGACACCUGUAACACCACCUGCUCCCCGGGCUCGGAGUACCGGAAGGUGGACGGACAGUGCUGUGGCGAGUGUGUGCAGACGGCCUGCCCCACGGAGGACGGCCAGCUGGUCCAGCCCAGCGAGACCUGGGUCAACAGCCUGGUGGACAACUGCACCGAGUACCGCUGCCAGGUCAGGAAUGGGCUCCACGUGCUCAUCACGAGGGCCACGCCCUGCGCCAACAUGUCCAGCUGCCAGGGCAUCCUCAGGAAAACGGGCUGCUGUUUCUCCUGUGAGGAAGUGGACCAGUGCCAGGUCCACGUCAACAGGACCAUCCUGACACACCAGGGCUGCGCCACCCAGGCCCCGGUCAACGUCACGUUCUGCGGGGGCUCAUGUCCCGGACUGUCCAAGUACUCCGCGGAGGCCCAGGCGAUGGAGCGCCAGUGCACCUGCUGCAGGGAGACGGAGGCUCACGAGGAGGUGGUGACCCUGCGGUGCCCCGACGGGACGGCCGUCCGCCGCACCUACACCCACGUGGACAAGUGCAGUUGUGCCCCGGCCUGUGUCCACUCGCCCAAGGUGCCCGAGGACAGCACCCCCAUCCUCCUGACCUAGGGGUCCACCACUGUCCGUUGCCAUUCUGACCCCCUCCUACCAGCCCCCCCACCCCAUCUGGAGCCGGGACACAUACCGCCCAGCCACCGAGAGCUUGGCCAGCCUGCUGCAGGGGCCCGGGCACACUUGCCACCUGGGCGCUCACGGGACCUGUGCCUUGGGGGUGAGCCCGGAGGGUGAGGGCACAGUGAGGACCUGCUUGACCGGAGCUCUGGGAGGAGCCUUGCCCUCAGAGCCCCUCCAGCACGUCUUGGCUGCUGUCUGGCCGUCAGGACCUGCCCCUCACCUGAGACGAGUGUCUGCACCACCCGGACUCACCCUUCUUCGUGCCCGGAGGAUGCCUGGAGCCACCGUGCCGACCGCUGCAGCAGGUUCCUGCUGGCCACCUCCUGCAGCAGGACGUGGGCUGGGGCCUGUCCAGCGGCCGCCAGCUGCCUCUGGGGAGCAGCGUCAGGUCCAGCGUCAGGUCGGAGGGCUGGCUGUCCGUGCCCACGUCUGAACCUGGGCCUGGGGUGACCAUGGCUGCUGGGAGGCAGGCCAGGGAGGGGUCGGCGCUCUGCACCUCCUCCGCCCACCCUGUCCCCGUCCUGCAAAUAAACACUGAGCAUCGUGUACA